Hydra vulgaris (swiftwater hydra) is the source of this 687-nucleotide messenger RNA. RefSeq lists its product as uncharacterized. Lineage: Eukaryota; Metazoa; Cnidaria; Hydrozoa; Anthoathecata; Hydridae. The record is from RefSeq and is a predicted model, not a curated record.
AUGUCAAGUAACUUAAGAGCUGAAAAUAGAAAAAAUCGUCGAAAUGAGAGAAAUGAGACCAGACGAGAAGAAAUUAAUCGUCGUCAAAAUGAAAGGAAUGAGGCUAGGCGUGAAGAAGUUAAUCGUCGCCAAAAUGAAAGGAAUGAGGCUAGACGAGUAUUACAUAGGUGUGGAAUGCAUUGCAUAGCAAGAAAUAAUGUUUUUAUAGAGAAUAAUUACCUAGGAGAAAUAAACCAUAAUUGUCAGUAUUGUGGUGCUAAAAAAUUUCUAAAUGAAACACAUUUUUUGUGCUGCCAUUCAGGAAAGGUUGUCUUACCUCCACUUUCACCUUAUCCACCGCUGAUGGUUGAUUUAAUGACAGGCAACCAUGUUGAUCGUGCUUUGAAUCAAAAUUUUUUCAAGCAUAUACGAAAUUAUAAUGCCUGUCUAUCUUUUGCUUCAUUCAUAGCCACAAUAGAUCCUCCGUCAAAUCGUGGUCCACCCUGUUUUAGAAUUAGUGGGCUUACUAUGCAUCGUAUUGGUAAUCUAAGACAUCUGCAUCCACCUGCUUAUUGUCAAUUAUAUGUUUAUGAUCCUAAUACUGCUUUAAACUUUCGAAUGGAGCAAAAUGAUUGUUGCAUACGUGAGUUAAUGGAACUUUUGCAGACUAUAAUUAAUCAGGAGAACCCAUAUGCACUUGCAUUUUAA